Messenger RNA from Coregonus clupeaformis (lake whitefish), 1882 nucleotides. Its product is annotated as dehydrogenase/reductase SDR family member 11. Bases 217 to 984 code for a protein of 255 amino acids. The record is from RefSeq and is a predicted model, not a curated record. The transcript is spliced from 7 exons. NCBI's taxonomy places the organism in Eukaryota, Metazoa, Chordata, Actinopteri, Salmoniformes, Salmonidae.
UAAUAUUUAAUCCCGAGCGCUGGGAUUUCGGUUUCCGCACGGUGCCUUUUCCUGGAUGCGAAAACAGGAUUAGGGAGGGUUGAACGCCCUAUAUAACAUAAGUAACUAUUAUGUAUAUUGUCACUAUUGAACAGACAUAGUUAGGUAAACUAAAUUUAUCGUCCUACUACACCAUUUGUAAAACUAGUCUUUGUAAUAGCUAAAUAAAUAAUUGAAAUGGAGCGCUGGAAAGGCAGAGUAGCUCUCGUGACUGGAGCCUCGGUCGGGAUUGGAGCCGCAGUUGCACGGGCACUUGUCCAACACGGCAUGAAGGUUGUCGGAUGUGCCAGGAAUGUUGACAAGAUAGAGAAGCUGGCAGCAGAGUGCCAGAGCGCGGGCUACAGCGGCACGCUGAUCCCCUAUAAGUGUGACCUGUCCUGUGAGGAGGACAUCCUGUCCAUGUUCUCUGCCAUCAAGACGCUGCACCAGGGGGUGGACGUGUGUAUCAACAAUGCAGGCCUGGCCCACAACGAACCCUUGCUCAGCGGCAAGACCGACGGCUGGAGGAACAUGAUCGACGUGAAUGUCCUGGCCCUGUCCAUUUGUACCCGCGAGGCCUACCAGUCAAUGAAAGAGCGGAAUGUGGACGAUGGCCACAUCAUCAAUAUUAACAGUAUGGGGGGACAUAGAAUGGUACCUAGUGCAGAUGAACACUUCUACUGUGCCACUAAAUAUGCUGUUACUGCUCUAACCGAGGGGCUACGGCAAGAGCUACGGGAAGCAAAGACUCACAUCAGAGCCACGUGUAUAUCCCCUGGAAUAGUGGAGACUGAGUUUGCCUUCAGGCACCACAACAGUGAUCCAGAGAAAGCAGCUGCUGUGUAUGAGAGUAUAAAAUGUUUGAAAGCACAAGACAUAGCCAGUGCAGUCACAUACGUUCUGGGCGCCCCCCCUCAUGUCCAGAUUGGAGAUGUGCAGAUGAGGCCGGUGGAACAGGUGUCAUAGCAACCGAGCAGGAAGGAAUCAGCUGAAGGAGCAGAUGGAGCCAGGCAGCGUGCGCCAUGGUGACGACUCCUUAGCGACCCCUGCUGGGCAACGACGGAAACAAACUAGGAUUCAACUGGAUUUGGAGUGGAGGGAUCGGUUUGAGGGGUGGAGGUGGCUGUGUGUGGUGGGGGGAUCUCUGGUGUGGAGAUGAGAGGAAAGGAGGAGAGGGUGGGCAGGUACUCUUAACCACUAUAUAAUUACUAUGAGUGCUGCAACAUGGUCUUUGGUGUAUUGCUCUGAAGCCACUGCAAACUUAGGAGAGGAGAAGAGGGUUGUUGGUCAUGUGCUUAUGUGGUCAUAUAUUCUACAUGAGGGAAGAGUAUGCCAUCAAUUGCACAUGUUUAAAAAAAUAAAAUAAAUGUGUAGGUUGUAAUAGAUAUAUGUUUCAAAUGAUGGAAGACAACCCUGCUGUUCAAUAAAGAAUGAUAAUUAUAAUUUUUAUAUAUAGGUAUUUUAACUAUGAUUAUUGGUAGAUGUGGCUCAUACUGUACUUCCUAACCAUAGAUGCUCAAUCCAUUUCUGUCUUUACUUAUGUUUUUAAUAACAAGCAGAUUUGGUUGGCCUGGUAUUAAGUCCGCUCGUACGUUUUUCAAAACCCAUGUCAAUCAUCACUAAUUCAGAAAAUGUGUGUAAGGGACAUUCAAGCACGAUUACGCAACCCCAUCACUUUGGAGCAAGUGUAUUUCCCCACUCCCAUGUGAUUUAAAUUGUUUUGCACUUUGGAUCCAUUUGGAGGAGUAUAAAGAAAACACUCAUCUUGUCUAGAGGAAGUAACUAACUCGAAUAUACUCUCCGAAGUGUGUACUUGUAUGAUACAGUAGAUGUUUAUCAAUAAAAUGAAUUAAGAAUUGUCAAA